Messenger RNA from Anneissia japonica, 753 nucleotides. Its product is annotated as zinc finger protein 626-like. NCBI's taxonomy places the organism in Eukaryota, Metazoa, Echinodermata, Crinoidea, Comatulida, Comatulidae. Gene Ontology annotation, cellular component: nucleus. The record is from RefSeq and is a predicted model, not a curated record. Bases 52 to 753 code for a protein of 233 amino acids. The transcript has a single exon.
UUCAGACUCGGUCAUGAUUUGAAAACACAUUUGAAGAUACACACAGUAGAAAUGCCAUACAAAUGUGAUCAUUGCGAAAGAAAAUUUAGAUACUUUAGCCAUUUGACAGCACAUUUAAGGUUACAUACAGGAGAAACACUGUAUGAAUGUGAUAAAUGUGAAAAGAAAUUCAAAGACAGUACCACUUUGAAGUCACAUGUAAGGACACAUAUAGAGGAAAGACCUUAUGAAUGUGAACAUUGUGGAAAGAAGUUUAGUAGAAAUGACACUUUGAAAAUACAUUUAAGGAUACAUACAGGAGAGAUGCCAUACGAAUGUGAACUUUGUGGAAAGAAAUUUAGUCAUUUGGGUUAUAUGAAAAGACACUUUAAGAUACAUACAGGAGAUCAACCAUAUGAAUGUGAUUAUUGUGGAAAGAGGUUUCGUCAAUUGAGUCAUUUGCAGAGACAUUUAAAGAUGCAUAAAAGAGAAACACCAUAUGAAUUUGAACAUUGUGGAGAGAAAUUCAGACUCGGUCAUGAUUUCAAAACACAUUUGAAGAUACACACAGGAGAAAUGCCAUACAAAUGUGAUUAUUGCGAAAGAAAAUUUAGACACUUAAGCCGUUUGACAACUCAUUUAAGGGUACAUACAGGAGAAAAACCAUAUGAAUGUGAUCAAUGUGAAAAGAAAUUCAAAGACAGUACCACUUUGAAAUCACAUGUAAGGACACAUACAGGGGAAAGACCUUAUGAAUGUGAACAUUGUGGAUGA